This is a messenger RNA of Notechis scutatus (mainland tiger snake), 2259 nucleotides long. It is a transcript of the gene ACTR5, whose product is annotated as actin related protein 5. NCBI's taxonomy places the organism in Eukaryota, Metazoa, Chordata, Lepidosauria, Squamata, Elapidae. The record is from RefSeq and is a predicted model, not a curated record.
GGGAGCGGAACACUCCUUUAGAAGCCUUUGUUUCGAUUCGGAGAAAAUACGGGGAGGGACCUGACGGACGGCAAGCUUUUCUUCGCGCCAUGGAGGCAGUCGGAGGGGUAUUCCCGUUCCGCGACGUCCGCUGGGACCCGGACCCGAUGCUGGAAGCUCACCCGGCGGUGCGGAUGCCGGUUCCGGUUCCUCUGGUACUGGAUAACGGUUCGUUCCAGCUGCGUUUGGGCUGGGCCUGCCCGCAAGCUGCGGUGCCUGGCGAGCCCUUGCUCCAAUUCCGCUCCUUAGUUGCUCGAAGCCGUGGUGCUCGCGGCGGCGCUGGCCCGGAAACCCAGGUGGGUAACGAUGUGGGCAGCCCCGAGCCCCUCCGAUGGCUCCUCCGCUCGCCUUUUGACCGCAACGUGCCCGUUCAGAUGGAGUUGCAGGAGCAGCUCUUUGAUCACGGCUUCCAGCGCCUGGGCGUCUCCUCGCAGGGCUGUGUUGACCAUCCAAUUGUGAUAACAGAGGCUGUUUGCAACCCUCUCUAUUCAAGGCAAAUGAUGUCAGAGCUCCUGUUUGAAUGUUACCAGGUUCCAAAGGUUUCUUAUGGUGUGGACAGCUUGUACAGUUUCUAUCAUAACAAAAGGCAAGGCUGGCCUUGCAGUGGUCUCAUCGUUUCUUCUGGAUACCAGUGUACUCAUAUUUUACCAGUCUUAGAUGGCAGGUUAGAUGCACGAAACUGUAAGCGAAUAAAUCUUGGAGGAGGCCAAGCGGCCCUUUAUCUCCAGCGUCUCCUGCAAUUGAAAUAUCCAGGGCAUUUUGGUGCCAUCACGCUUAGCCGUGUGGAAGAAAUACUCCAUGAGCACAGCUAUAUCGCGGAAGAUUAUAAAGAAGAGAUGCAAAAGUGGCGAUCACCUGAAUACUAUGAGAACAAUGUGCAUAAGAUGCAGUUGCCUUUUUCAAAUAAGCUCCUCGGGAGUACUAUCACGUCUGAGGAGAAGCAAGAGCGACGGCAGCAACAACUUCGACGGCUUCAGGAACUUAAUGCUCGCCGUCGAGAAGAAAAGCUUCAGCUAGAUCAGGAGAGACUGGAGAGGCUUCUUUAUGUUCAGGAAUUGCUAGAAGAUGGUCAGGUGGAUCAGUUUCACAAAGCUUUGGUGGAACUGAACAUGGACUCCGCUGAGGAACUGCAGUCUUAUAUCCACAAGCUAAGUUUGGCCAUUGAGCAAACUAAGCAGAAAAUCCUCCAGGCAGAAGUUAGUGUUGAAGUGGAUGUUGUGGACAGCAAGCCAGAGAUUCCUGAGCUUGAUCCAUUGGGCAGUGAACAAUCCAUGGAAGAUGUAGAAAGUAUUAAUGAUUUUGAGCCUUUAUUUGCUGAGGAGCAACCUGAAGUUGAAAAACCAGUUACUACAGUACAGCCCGUGUUUAAUCUGGCAGAAUAUCAUCAGCUCUUUCUUGGCACAGAGAGAAUCCGAGUUCCUGAAAUUGUCUUUCAGCCAUCCCUAAUAGGAGAAGAACAGGCUGGGCUUGCAGAAACCAUGCAGUUCGUCCUGGACAGAUAUUCAAAAGAUCAGCAGGAAAAGCUUGUCCAGAAUGUCUUCCUCACUGGUGGAAAUGUGAUGUAUCCUGGAAUGAAAGCUAGAAUCCAGAAAGAAUUGCUUGAAAUGAGGCCAUUCCAAUCAUCCUUUCAGGUGCAUCUUGCUUCUAAUCCUGUUCUUGAUGCAUGGUAUGGAGCUCGGGACUGGGCACUGGAGUACAUGAACCGUGAAGAAGGCUGGAUAAUUAGGAAAGAUUACGAAGAGAAAGGUGGAGAAUACCUUAAGGAACACUGCGCUUCCAAUGUCUAUGUGCCUAUCCGUCUCCCAAAGCAGGCUCCACGGACUGCUGAAAUGUCAGCAUCAAGUAAAGUGCCAGGGACUGCCACAAACAGCAUCUCUGAGCAAACGUGAUAGGUAUAUUAUUUUUGGAUGAAGGUGGUUGUUUUCCAGAACUACAAGACAGUCUACAGAAUUGGAUGUGCAUUUCAAAGACAUGUAUUGGGCAUCUCAGUCAAGGUACUUCUAUGUCUAAAAAAAGCAGCUAUACUUUUUUUUCCUAUAGCAGAAAAUGUUGGGUGUCCUAUGUUUGUGGUUGCCAUGGGAAAAAAGGACUCCAGUACAUCAGUUCUUGGUGUAAAAGAAACAAAAUAAAUAUUUCAGAGAAAAUGCUUAUUAGCUUAAUUGAAUCAAACAUAUAAUGUGUUUUCUAUUAAUAAAUUGUUGCCAAGGCUGUUGGUAACAU